Molecule: messenger RNA, 4024 nt
Organism: Talpa occidentalis (Iberian mole)
Lineage: Eukaryota; Metazoa; Chordata; Mammalia; Eulipotyphla; Talpidae
Gene: MED11
Product: mediator complex subunit 11
Exons: 3
Coding region: 62-415 (117 amino acids)
Biological process (GO): regulation of transcription by RNA polymerase II
Cellular component (GO): mediator complex
Molecular function (GO): transcription coregulator activity
Source: RefSeq, a predicted model, not a curated record
GCGAUUGCCACUUCCGGGCUCAAGCAUCGCCUUUUGCGAAAGGUGGCUUCCUAGGGUGACAAUGGCUACCUACAGCCUGGCGAACGAGCGACUACGCGGCCUGGAAGACAUUGAACGGGAAAUCGGAGCCAUUCUUCAAAGUGCAGGUACGGUGAUACUGGAACUGUCCAAAGAAAAAACCAACGAGCGGCUCCUAGACCGGCACGCGAGUGCCUUUAUCGCGUCUGUGCAGCGCGUGGAGGCGGAGCUGUCGGCGCAGAUCCGCUACCUCACCCAGGUGGCCACAGGGCAACCCCAUGAGGGCUCCAGCUACUCUUCAAGGAAAGACUGUCAAAUGGCCCUGAAACGAGUGGACUAUGCUCGCCUUAAGCUCAGUGAUGUAGCCCGAACCUGUGAGCAGAUGCUGGAAAACUAGACCAAGGAGAUGGAGCAAGAACUUGGAGGGAAACCACCAUCUGCACCCUGGGCCUGAACCUGGAGACCUGUAAGAUGAGGAGCAUGAGCUGCCUCAUACAUUCUCUGUUGGUCAAAUAUAUGGGGACAAAGAGAUACACGUGGGAAUGGAGUAACAUAAAGACUAAGACUGCCCAAAACUAUGCUCUGGCUGGUCCAGCAGAGUGCUCCUGCUCUGCAUUUCACAAAAGCACUGACUUAGACAAGAGGUGGAGACUCAGACAUCAGCCCACUUCCUCAUACAUUUCCCACAUAUCCUUGUCACAGGCUUCCCACAAUGUGACCCAGUGAAGACACAUUCUUCACUAGAAAAGACAAAACAUGAACUAAGGAUUUUAGGGGCCACCCUGGUGCCCUAGUUGUUAAGUCUCAGCACUGUGACCACAAUGGCUUAAGUUUGAUCCCCGGCCAGGGAGCUGACCCCACAUGGCGCAGCAGACCUCUCCUGUCUCACCCACUGCUCCCCUCAGCAGUGUAUUUCAGUAGUUCCAUCUGUUCUGCUCCCCACUCUGUCUCUGGUGAAUCCUCUCGCCCCCCACACCUCUGGCCUAUACUCCAUUUCUUGUAUACAUAAAUAAAUAAAAAAUAAAUCUUUAAAAAACCCACGAACUAAGGAUUUUAAUAAAAACAGUAGCAAAACAAGGAACUCAGACUCUCACUAGGGCAUAUAUGGAUGAUACAAGGGAUUGAGGAAGUGAAACCUGUCUGUAUAUCACCAGCUGAGGAGCAAGGGUGGGAAAACCCAAACCUUUACUGUGGAGUCAGGGGACAAAGUGGGAGAGGCGUGAAUCUGGGAGGAAUAGUGUAUGCAGAGAAACUUGGGACAAGAGGGACCACCAGCAGAGAAGCUGAAGGCAGGAAUUAUGACAAGGUGUUACAAGGCCAGUGUCUGUGGAAAGAGUCAAUAAUUGUUAAAAAAAAAAAAAUUUUAUAGUUAAAAAACACACAUAGAACUUGUCCAAGAUAUUACUCUGUGAAAAGGCAUAUUCUAUAUUAUAGUAUUGAAAAAAAUCCAGACUAUCUAAGAGAAGGCAAUGGCUUGUAAUUCUUGUGUUAGUUAUCAACAAACACAUGUAGAGUGCCUACCAUGAUUGUUGGAGUAUUAAAUGCAUUACAUUGAACAAAUCACAAUCUACCCUCACAAACAUCGUAUUUCAAAAAAUAUUUAUUUAUGGGUACAAAAAUGAGUAUAAGCCAGAGUUGCGGGGGGGUGGGGGGUAGAUAAGAGGAUUCACCAGAGAGAGUGGGGAGCAGAACAGGCAGAUCUACUGAAAUACACUGCUGAGGGGAGCAGCGAGCAGGCAGGAGAGGUCUGCUGUACCAUGUGGGUAAUGGCUGGUGAUAGCUUGAAAGCGAUAUCUUUAACCCCUGCACCACCAGGGAGGCCAUGCCCUCACAAACUUCUAUUCUCAGCUUAAGUGUUGAAAUCUGGUGUCACAUGUGCAUAAUCAAACUCCAAACCUGGAAAAGAAGAGAUGAGCGCUGAGAUUAAGGGACAUUUGGGGGUGACAGCUUGAACUGAAGAAUCAGACCCCAUAAUAUUAACCUUAUGACCCAUUCACAAAGAUUUAUGAAUUAAAUGAAUGCUUCCUACCUUCCUUCAUAGCUCCAUCUCCCGCUAGAGUACUUUAGCUGCCAUCUUAAUGUGCUGUAAGCUUUAUCAGACAAGUACUGGUUCCUGGAACCUUGACAACUUCCCUCCCUCCCCAUCAAUUCUGCAGUUUCUGACUGACUCUUCCUCAAGGCCUUUGAACCCUGUUGCAACAGUAUGCUUAUGUGUUGCCUGUGGCAGUUUUGUAGUCACUUGACCCCCCUGGGGAAGGAUCCCUGCUGGGGAAAAUGUGGGUCCUUUGGAGGAGGGAUUCAGAGGCCCAUUUUACCUGGAUACUUCUGCAGUGACUGCUGUCUCCUCUUGCACAGCACAUAGGUGAGGACACUGGUGAGAAUGAAGGUGAUGACCAAGAGGGACAGCACUGGUACCAGCACUGCAGAACGCACUUUGUCUUGCUUCUGGCUGUCCCUAGUUUCCAGACUAGAAUCGAUGGUUUCAUUGGAAUAGGUGAGCUUUUUGUCCAAGGAGGGUGUUUCUGCUAGAAGGCUGGGCUGAAGGGUAGGCUGCAAGGUGGGUGGGAGGUACAUCUGGACAGGAGUGCUGAUAUUCAAAGGUGUUCUUUCUGUGGACUCAGGACCCUGGGCCGUGGAGGGAUGUAAUCUCUUCUGGUGGGCCAUAUUCCCAAAGUAAGCAAGUCCACAUUCUAGAAAGGCAAGAAGUGAGAAAUCGGGGCUAUGAGGGAACAGGGUAAAGAAGUAGAGGAAAGGGUAGUGGGUCAAGGAGAACAUCAAGGGAAACGCUGAAGGCCAGGAGAGAAAGGUAUGGGCAGAGGGGAAAAGCGGGGAGAAGAAAAUGAGCAAACCAUCACAUGGAAACACUGCAGGAGCAUGCCUUUCUGAACUGGGGAAGGGAGACCUGUGUUGGAACCCUGGCUCUGCCACAGAGUAGCCAUGUGACCUUGCCCCUAGUCUCUUCACCCCUCUGGGGCUCUUUCCUUUCAGAUGUAAAGUGAGGAUAUUUUCAGUACUAAGGGCAAGGUAGCUGGGAAGAGUCAACGAAAUGAUGUAGAUCUGUGUAAUCCAAAGGACAGUACGCAUACCACUGCUACAGAAGACAGCUGGAACAUGGGAAAACAUUUUGUACUUCAAUGACUGAAUAUUUAUUUUAGGAGGAAAAUACUACUAGUGCAUCAAAUUUAUGACUUGGCAGAUGUUAUUGCUUAGGACAAGUUGCUGUUUAAGUUUUUCAAAAAUUACUUGUAUACACUUACAUUUUAUUAUAUGUAAAUUUUACCUCAAAAGAAAAAAGGGACAACAAAAUAUUGAACUCUUAAACUUGCAAUGCGUAGUUGCAAUAAGCCAUAGAGAUCUAACACACAGUAUAGUGAAAAUAGACAAUAAUAUACUAUAAUUGUAUAAAGUGAUACAUACUGUUACAAAGGCAAUCAUAUUACAUCAUAUAAAUGUAUCACAGUAAUGCUUUGUACACCUUAAAUUUACAUACCUGUCAAAUUUAUACCAAUAAAAUUAAUAAAAAUAUUGAACUCUAUUUAAUAAUAGACAUGCUGAAAUGUUUGGGGAUGAAGUAUAGUCAUGCCUUCAAUUUACAUGGAAAUACAUCAAAAAAUAAAGUCAGUCGAUGAUAAGUGGAGGGAUGGGUAAACAGAUGAGUGUACACUAAAGGAAAUACAGUUAAAAUGCUGUGAGCUCAAUGUAAAUACCAAAUGUAUUUAUUGUUAUAGAAAAUAUGUAAAAUACAAAAAUCAAAUAUUAUAGGGUGUAGGUGGUAAGUGUAUGGAUGUUCCCUGUACAAUUCUUUCAGCUUUUACACUGUAUAUGUCUGUGAAUUUUCCUAAUAAAAUAUUGGAAAACAAAAACAGUGCCUGGAUUUAAAGAAAAACAAUAGCACAGGCAACAGGAUGAAUUGGCAAAAGUCAUGAAAGUGAUAGUGAAAGAUGUUUGUAAACAGGGAUUUAAGUGACAGUACUUUGAAUAGGAAAGUACCUAGAAGAUUCUAGGA